AUAUCAUAAUUCAAGAUGAGACCUAACACUUAAAACCCUUCAAAAUUUCUCAGCCUCACUCUCUCUCUCUGCUCCUGACUCGACUCGCCGUCCGGUGGUUCUUCUCAGCUCAGCUCAGCUCAGCUCUGGCACUGCACCAUCUCCAUCUCCAUCUACCAAGCUUCAACCCCAUUUCAAGCUUUACGGAUAAUGAUACUAAAAAUCAAAUCUUGAGAGAAAGAUGCCUGCUUUAAUAUCACCACGCUUUCUGUUUUUUGGAGGCUCACUUCGUUUUCAAAAGCUCACCCAUUUUUCUAGGAAGACUUGGUUUCAUAGCAGUGUAGACAAGGGACCUCUCACUCUUGCUAGCUUUGAUAUUAAGAGUAAGAUUGAAACCACAGAACCAAGGGAAACAACUAAAUUGAAAGUUCCCAAAGGUAAGAAGAUUAUAAGAAGUAAUGUGAUUAAGCCAAAGAAGGUUGAAAAUGAGGCAGCACCAUUUGCAGCUCAGUCAUUUUCUGAGCUUGGAUUGCCUUCUACUUUGAUAGAGAGGUUAGAGACUGAGGGCUUUACAACUCCUACUGAUGUUCAAUCUUCAGCAAUUCCUGUUAUUCUCAAUGGUCAAGAUGUUGUUAUUCAAUCUUACACAGGUUCAGGGAAGACUCUUGCUUAUUUGCUUCCGAUUCUCACUAAUGUCGGUCCACUAAAGAAGGAUUGUUCUUCUGGUGGAUCAUAUAGAGAAUCUGGUGGGAAGAGAGCUGAGAUUGAAGCUCUCAUUGUGGCUCCUUCUAGGGAGUUGGGUAUGCAAAUUGUUAGGGAGGUUGAGAAAUUAUUAGGUCCGAAUGAUAAAAGAGCGGUUCAGCAGCUUGUUGGGGGUGCAAAUCGCUCUAGGCAGGAAGAAGCUCUUAAGAAAAAUAAACCUGUUAUUGUCGUUGGGACGCCUGGUCGGAUUGCUGAGAUUAGUGCUGCUGGGAAACUUCACACUCAUGAUUGUCGUUACUUGGUAUUAGAUGAAGUUGAUGAACUUCUUUCGUUCAACUUUCGUGAGCAUAUGCAUAGGAUAUUGGAACAUGUAGGUAGAAAAUCGAGUGCAGACCCUAGGAACCCGGUUGCCAAGAGAGUUGAGAGGCAGACCAUUUUGGUUUCAGCAACAGUUCCAUUUGCGGUUACAAGAGCAGCCAGGAGUUGGGGGAAUGAUCCACUUCUUGUCCAAGCCAAAAAAGUAGUACCACUUGAAUCAAUCCCACAAUCUGGGCCGGUCUUGUCUAAGAAGACCGAUACAAGUUCACCCUCAAAUCCUCAGACACAGCCAACAGUGGAGCUACCUCCCUCUUUGAAACACUACCAUUGUGUCACAAGAGUACAACACAAGGUUGAUACAUUGAGAAGAUGUGUUCAUGCCCUUGAUGCCAAGUCUGUCAUAGCCUUCAUGAACCACACAAGGCAGCUAAAAGAUGCAGUCUUUAAGCUCGAGGCUCGUGGAAUGGUGGCUGCAGAGCUACACGGCGAUCUGGGCAAGCUUGCUCGGUCAACCACUUUAAAGAAAUUCAAGAAAGGGGAGAUUAGAAUCCUUGUAACUAAUGAACUCUCAGCUAGAGGUUUGGAUGUGGCAGAAUGUGAUCUUGUUGUUAAUCUAGACUUACCUACAGACACAAUUCACUACGCUCACCGAGCUGGUCGUACUGGGCGGUUAGGUAGACCAGGCACAGUUGUGUCGCUGUGUGAGGAACGAGAAGUUUUCGUUGUGAAGAAGAUGCAAAAGCAGCUAGGUGUUCCUAUUCCUGCUUGUGAGUUUGUAGAAAGUAAGCUUGUUGUGACUGAAGAAGAGAAGAUUCCACAGCAGUUAGAAUGAUAUAGAAAAAGAAAGAUUAGUUUUUUUACAUGGUAUUAAAAUUUUUGAAGUAUCAAGAACUGUUUGUGUUUAUUUUUGUACAUUUAUUUCAUCCUUAUUUUCAAAUGCAGAAACUAGUGUCAAAGAUAUAUGUACAUUGAUAAGAAAGGUUUGUGUUUCAUAUAUAUGUAUGAAAGAAGAAGGUUGAGGAAAAA
Molecule: messenger RNA, 2025 nt
Organism: Cannabis sativa
Lineage: Eukaryota; Viridiplantae; Streptophyta; Magnoliopsida; Rosales; Cannabaceae
Product: DEAD-box ATP-dependent RNA helicase 47, mitochondrial
Exons: 2
Coding region: 221-1831 (536 amino acids)
Molecular function (GO): RNA helicase activity; ATP binding; RNA binding
Source: RefSeq, a predicted model, not a curated record